This is a messenger RNA of Zootermopsis nevadensis, 1063 nucleotides long. NCBI's taxonomy places the organism in Eukaryota, Metazoa, Arthropoda, Insecta, Blattodea, Termopsidae. The record is from RefSeq and is a predicted model, not a curated record.
AAUCUUGUUGCAGAAGCAUCAUUCACAUCAUGUGAGAAGCUUUUCAAAGUGCUUAUAUUGGGGGAUCAAUCAGUUGGCAAGACAUCCUACGUACAGCGUUAUGUUGGGAACACUUUUGCAAAAGACUACAAAGAAACAGUGGGUGUGGAUUUUGCAGUGAAGGUUCUAAAAUUAUUAGACGCAACUGUAGCAUUACAGUUGUGGGACAUUGCUGGUCAAGAAAUAUUUACAUGGAUGACACGUAUAUACUGCAAGAACUCGCAUGGCUGUGUGAUCAUGUUUGACUUGUCAAACAGAAGUACAUUAAAUAAUGCAAUCAGAUGUAAGAAAGAAGUUGUUGACUCAAACUGUACUGCACCAGAAGGGAAAAAAUUUCCUUGCAUCUUAAUUGCAAAUAAGUGUGACAUACUGGACAGUGAAAAAGAAGUUACUCAAGCAGAAAUUGAACAGAUCUACAGAGAGCAUGAAUUCUCUGGCUGGACAAAAACUUCAGUGAAAAAUGGAUUCAUGGUGAAUGAAUCCUUAAGGUAUCUUACCACUCUCAUGCUUCAAGGAGGGGAUUCUAUUGAGCCAUCUGAGAAUAUCACACUCACUGUCCCUGAAAGUUCCACAAGGAAAUGUUAUUAACAAAUUACAUCUUGCUUCUGGAUAUCACAUAUUUAAGUGAGCAAUUAGAAUAACUUGUUUUGUGAAAUUAUGUUCUGGUAAAAAUAUUUAACUGCAUAUUCAGCCAGUACCCAACAAGAGGAAUUAACCCUUUUCAUGUUUAUCUUAAUUUAUAAUUGCCACUGAUGCAAAUCACAAUAGUUCACUUCAAAUACCAAAAGAUGGUUAGAAAACUUACGUACACUUAUAUUUUGAUGUAUUCAAGAUAUUCGGAACAGAAGUAUAAACAAGAUAUCUUCUCCGAGGCAUGGAAAAGAUUAACAUAAAGCCCCAAAUUGUUAAUAAUAAAUCAUAUUGUAAUUCUGAAAGUAUGUUAUUCUUAAAGGCAGAAUUUGUGUUGUAACUUAUUACUUUAAUUUGAAAAGAAUGUAUUAAUAAAAUCAGCAAUAUUGAACAA